AUGACGGCGCCCGGCGAAGAUAUGGAAAUGGAGAAAAUGGCAGAAGACGAGCUAGCCAAGCUGCGGAGACAGUUUCGCGUGAUGGAGGUGGACCGCGGCGCCGUGGGUAGGAGCGCGCGCCCCGCUCUGCGUCGCCAACGCGGACAGCUGCGCGCGCUGUCCGCCGACCUCGACCGCAUCUGCGAUCGACUCCAACGGAGCAGAGGGGCCGCUGCGCUGCUGCGCUCCGAAGACCGCCUCCGGUUAUUGCUCGCCGAGCGCGACGAGUGCGCGGCCCGCGUCAGGGAGUCGCGAGCCAACGUCGCCGAACUUGAUUUUCUCUCGAAACAGGUGCAGAAAGAGAUCAAGCGACUUCGGUCGAAGGGGACGGCGUCGGAGAGCGACGGCGGCGCUCUCGGCGAUCGGACCGUCGUCGCUCGUCUGGAGAACAGGCUCAACACCGCGAUCACCAAGUUUGACACCGUCAACGGCGAAAACUACGAUAUGCGUCUUCGAAUAGACCGGCUCCUGCGCGACCGCCAGUUCUUCAACGGCCUCCGGAAGACUCGGAUGAGGAGGCUGACGGAGGGUAAGGCUGAAAUACUGGAGCUGGUCGAGCAGGCGAUCGGGACGUACGAUCAGCGCGAAGAGUGGUGCGCCAGGUUGGAAGCCCUCGAGGAGAGAGCGGCCGUCGACCGCCGAAGACACCGGCUGGAAGUCCGAGAGCUUCGACGGCGACUCGACCACGGGGCGAAACUCGAGGAGUUCCUGCGCACCAAGGGCACCGUCAGGCUGACCGCGGCCGACGCCAAGGCCGAGGCGAAGAGGCUCGAGCGCCAGGAGAUGGAGACGCGGACUCGCGACAACUACGUCGACAUCCUCGACGCGCUCGAGGAGUACGCGGGGGAGACGGACGUCGACCGCCUGAUGCAGGAGUUCACUCGGCGCGAAGAGGAGAACUACGCUCUCUUCAACUACAUCAACGAAGUCAACAGCGAGCUGAAAAAUCUGAGCGACAACGUGGAGACGCUCGAGGCCGCCGUCGCCGAGGAGCACGCGAAGCGUCGGGCCGAGCUGAGCAAGCGACGGGACAGUGCCGGGGCGCUGCGCGCGACCCUGCACGAGAAGAGGGGCGAGAGAGAGAGGCUGCGGGUCGCGUGCGACAAGACGCGGCGGGCGUCGGCCGAGCUGCUGGGCCGAGUGCGAACGCUGGCCGCGGCGGCUCGGUGCGACGCCCUGCCGCUGCUCAGGCUACUGGGCCGCUCCUCGGACGUGAACGAGAGCAACGCGCGGCUCUACGUCGAGAGCCUCGAGCGACGAGCGGCGGAAUGCGCGGAGGCACUGCGGGCGGAGGAGCGCCCGGCGGAUAGCAAGGAGCGCACGCCGCGCAGGCGGCGACGCCCGGAGCCCUCCCCGCGGCGGUAGCCCCCGAA
Messenger RNA from Pieris rapae (cabbage white), 1412 nucleotides. Its product is annotated as coiled-coil domain-containing protein 63-like. The record is from RefSeq and is a predicted model, not a curated record. NCBI's taxonomy places the organism in Eukaryota, Metazoa, Arthropoda, Insecta, Lepidoptera, Pieridae. The transcript has a single exon. The coding region runs from base 1 to 1404 and encodes 467 amino acids.